AUGCCAACCCACGAUGAAGAAACACCCCUCCUAAGCUCAUCAAUCCUCUCCCGGUACGCCGCAGCAGGCAUUCUCCGCCCCGACGCCAACGACAUCCACAUCCAAUUCUGCACCCUCGCCGGCGUCCCGCCAUCCAAUCUGCCACCAAAUGCGCAACGCCCAAAUGUCGCCCGACGCUCCCUCUACGGCCGCGCAACUCGCAGACGCAAUGCCCAGAACCGGACGUAUUUACUCACAGCGUCGCUCUCCAACACGCUCCUCCUCUCGCAAGUCGUGCUCGGCGCCGCGCUCACGGGGCUCGGCGCAUCAGGCUCCUCGCACAUCCUGAUCACCGUGUUCGGGGCGCUGAACACCAUCAUCGCAGGCGUAGUUGCGUACCUGAAGUCGCGCGGGCAGCCGAUGCGAGCGCGCAUGUUCCGGGACGAUUUAGACCGAGUCGUCGAUGAGAUUGAGAAUUCAGAGGUGAUGUGGUUGGGGAUUCAGAGCGGGGUGCACGGGUACGAUGAGAUUGCGAUUGACGAUGGGAUUAGUGUGAGGAGUGAGGUUGCGCGAUUGACAAGGCUUUAUGACAAGGUGGUGAAGAAUAAUACUAUGAAUGAUCCGGAUAUGUAUAUGAAUGCGGUUACGGAUGGCGCAGCUGCGAUAUUGCGGGCUCGUCCUGGACAGACGCCGACGACUGCUGUGGUGGAAACACCGUCUGUGGCUCCUGCUACUAAUGUCGCUCCGGAUCCUUCGGCGCCGACUGGUGUCGUGGUCCCUCCUGUUGCAACGCCUGAUGAUCCGGAUGCUGCUCCUGCUUCUGCGCCGCCAAAGUCAAAGACACCGCCACCCUCUGAAGCACCAGCAAAGGGCAGUGAUUCUGACGAUGUGGACUCGUCGAAAUCCAGCGGAGAAGGCGAUGCGGCACCGCAGACUAAUGGAAAUGUGGUGAAGAGAGAUGACAAGGCGACGAAAGCUACGAAUGGCACUGCGAGUUGA
Molecule: messenger RNA, 978 nt
Organism: Parastagonospora nodorum SN15
Lineage: Eukaryota; Fungi; Ascomycota; Dothideomycetes; Pleosporales; Phaeosphaeriaceae
Exons: 2
Coding region: 1-978 (325 amino acids)
Source: RefSeq, a predicted model, not a curated record